CAUCACUUCCCCCCCCCCAAAAACACAACCCUAAUUCUGCAUUGGUGGACCACGGGUGUCAUUUCUUCUCUGUGAAUCAUCGCAUUAUUGCUAUAAGUACUGGCCUCGGCUAAUUCAAUGCUCGACCAGAGCUGACGUGGGCGCGCAUUGCCAUUUCGUGGACUCCAUUCACGCCAUGACUGCCUAAAGUUCUCAUCUUCAAGUUCCAAUUUGCCUCCAGCACAUACAGAAAACUUUCUUAUUGUCAGGAAUCACCUAGAUAGUCAUGGAGAAUUCCCAGAGAGCACGGAAACGGCAGAAGACGGCGGAAGUGCCGGUCAGUUUAUCCUACUUCUACUGCCUUUGGGUCCUCCCUCCGGCCGGAAAGCAUCGCUAACAUGCACAUCCAAUAUGCAGGGAGAUGAACUCGUUCAAGAAUUACGAAACGUCCAAGAUGAAGCUGCAGUCUCCCAACUGCAAUUGAAAAACACUCAGUCUAACAUACCGACUGCGAAUGAAACAACACCGUCCUCGUCCCACUCCCUCGCCUUCGAGUCGAGCUUUACCUUCGAAGAGCCAAACAUCCCAUCUCAUGCGACCCAACAUGAUUAUGUUCUUGAUCUCACCAAAUAUAUACCAGUUGGCAGUUUAAGGAUUCGAAAGCAGGACUUUUCGCCAUCUUCUCAGAAUCUGUGGAAAUCUUGCCGAGUCUGGGGGGCACUUUCACAUCCACGAGAUGUUUAUAAUCCGAGAGCUGGGCCCUUCAUACCAAAUUUCUUCCAGGACGAGCUUCUCAGUUCGGCUGUAUCGUCAUACAAGAAUCUCCAUAUAGCUGGUGUAAGACUGCCUUGCCACUUUCAUAUUUCCGUCCCACUCUCAUUUUCAUAUUCAUUUGUUUUUGUUUUUUCCUAUUCAGCCACCUGUUCAUCUUUCAUUCUCUCCUGAUGGUAGUAUUCUGACCCCACCAAAAUCUAGUGGAUACGUAUGGAGUGCAAGACACAGGAGAAUCAUGGUCAGGUUCGAGUGUAUAUCUUGCCGGAUGAUGUUGGGAGAGCUGCGAUUGAAAGAGACAGCGCCUCAUUGCGCCGAUCCAUGCACAACUUGCUUGCGAAUUUGGACAUCUCUCACCUCACUUGGAACGGGCAUUGGUCAGACAAUCUUCCCGUUAUUCACGCAUGGUCUUCCCUAAGUCGGAAUACCGCAGAGAAUGAAGCAUCGCUCUUUCAUGUUUUCAAUACUCUCCCCUCCCCAAAACCUACACCUGAUGAAGUCACCGAUGCAUAUGCCAAAGAGGCAAUGGAACAACUUUUGGCAAGUGAUCUUCUGGGGUUGAAAACAAAGCUUCACCGUUAUCAAUCUCGAUCGGCCGCUCUGAUGCUUCAGCGUGAGGUUCAACCCGCGAUCAUCAUUGACCCUAGACUUAGACAUGUCGUUGAUCAAAAUGGCACUGCAUGGUACUAUGAUGAAAGUGCGGGCAUUUGUCUUCAGAACCCCCGCACCUACGAGACAGCACCAGGUGGAAUUUGCGCAGAGACUAUGGGCUUAGGUAAGACCUUGAUUUGUCUUUCUUUGAUUCUGGCCACUCGACAUCUUCCAAGUCGAAUUCCCGCAGAGUAUUCAAUAGGAAUGAUUCCGGUUCGCAAAAAGACUGGUAGUCUGAAGGAUAUGGCUGCUUGUACUGCUGGGCGAACAAGUACUCCCUGGAAGCAGUACUUUUUGCAACAAAGUUCUGAUGGUUAUGACAUGUGUGAAUGUAUCAAGGCGUUGAGAGCUGGAGCUGGUCAUUAUUUCCUUCCCUGCCCUCCACCUCGACGAGCCACCCGUAACCCCAUCGAAACCCCGCCACGCAAGAUCUGGCUUACUGCUGCUACUAUCGUGGUCGUGCCCGCCAAUCUGGUUCAACAGUGGGUUCAAGAAAUUAAAAAGCACACCGAGAGAUUGAAGGUUUUAAUUAUGAAAAAUGGAAAAGAAGAACUACCUCCCGCAGAAAAGCUCGCCGAAUUUGACAUUAUUCUUUUUACCAAGCCACGUUUCGACCGAGAGUCCAAAGAUGGUCUGGACUCACAAGGCCGGAGUAUUGCAGUCGCGAACAGAGGCUGUACAUGCCCUUACAUUGGUGCCACGAGAACUCGUGAUUGUACAUGCUUCAGAAUUGACGGUGUUUAUCGAUCACCAUUGAAAGACUUACACUUCAAGAGGCUGAUCACCGAUGAGGGUCACAACUUUGGCAAUGCGUCAAAAAAUCAGAAGACUGAAGCAAUGGUUGUUCUUGAUGGUCUGCAACUUGAUGCUAGAUGGAUCGUAUCUGGAACACCCACGCAAGGUUUGUAUGGUGCGGAAGUUGGUAACAGUACAUCUCAAGCCUUCUCGACUCCAGUAUAUACCCCAGCAAGCACGGAGAGUGACUCCGGUAGUAAUAUGGUUCUCGAGGACAGCCAUGCACGUGAAGUUGAGCUCUUGCUGUAUCAACAAGAGCGAAAAGACUUGGAAAAGCUCGGUAAUAUUGCGACUACAUACUUGAGGGCCAGACCUUGGGCCACAUCAAAAGAAGAGAACGAGAAUGCAUCUUGGACUCAAUAUGUUCUGCAACCCCGACAUGGUCAGAAGAGCCGUGGCAGUAUGGAAUGUUUGAGAGCCACCUUGGAGAGUAUGAUUAUUCGUCAUCGUCCGGAAGAUGUUGAGCAGGAUGUUGUCCUUCCUCCUUUGAAGAUUGAUACGGUGUAUCUUGAGGGGUCGAUUCAGGAUAAGUUGUCACUUAACAUGUUUACGUAAGUGAUCCUAGUUUUACCAAAGCUGAUCAUUAGUUUUCCCGAUGUUCUUGAGACAUUGCAAUCAUUCGACUCGGCUUUGAGUGACGUGAAUUCUCGAUUCUUCCAAAACAUCCAUCGGAAUACACAAGCUGACUUGAACACAAGAACUCUGAUCGUGUCCAACGCCAUCACAUCUGAACGAACGGAUGCUGAUUACUUCUUCAAUCGUGGCAAUAAAGAUGCGCUUAAAAGUUUGUUUGCAAACAUGCGUGAGGCGUCAUUCUUCUGGUCAAACAAACCACCUUCAGAAUCAGAGACCACCUUGAAGAUUUGUCAGGAUUAUCUCGAAAACCCUGAUAACAAUCUCACUCCCGAAGAUCGAGCUUUACUUCAGCAGUCUAUCAUAGCGGGCCAAAGGCUGAUUUCGAAUGACAUUGCUAAAGCUGCGAACAAAUACCACGAGAUGCCAAUGUUUGUCGAGAAUAACUUGUCUGACGAUAUCCGGAUGGCAAUGUCCUUAAAUAGAACAGCCAAAACCCCAACCUUAAUGGGAGCUACCAUGAUAAAUGCCGCUCAAAACUUUGUUGAUUCGCACAUGUCAAAAGAGGAUCCUUGCGAAGGUUUGGUUGGAGAAUGUCUCGCUACUCGAAGCAAGAUGACCGCUGCGAAAGAACAGAUUCUAAAUACUUCAUCCAAAAAAAGAAAGAAAGGCUCUGCGGCCCUAGGCAGGACUAUCACUUCAUCUUCCGCCUCAGCCGCUAUAUCUGUCUCAUCGCUGCUCAACCACGAUGAUAGACCAAGUCCCAAAAAGCGAGCCCUCUCGAAAGCUUUAUCUGCAGGUAAGACUCUAAAGUCUCUAUGUAUAUGAAACUUCUCUGGAAUUAGCAUGGUCUAAACCAUCUGAAAAAGAAUGGUGUCUACAAUAGCGUGUUACGUUGAUAUGCUUUGUUUCUCCUUCUUGCUGUCUGUUACUCUCUAGCCGUACCCCCGCACCUUGGGAUAUCACUUGCAAUACUCGCCGGUCAACAUUCCCAGAAUUCAAGGGCUUCAUUUCUACAAACAAGCUUGGAUAUUCAUUAUCGUUCUUCUUCGUCAUUUAGCACAUUACUAACAAGUGCAGGUGAACCUCAAAAAAGCAAUGGCUCCUCAGUUGCAGAAUGGUCAGAUGACAGAGAUGUUGAUGAUGCAGUAGACGUUACUUCUCGUACAGCUGUGUCAGGAACUAUGACCCUGCCAAACGUUACAUUCACGUCAGGAGAAUCCACCGUCUUGGAAGAUACAACCACCUCACAAAAUACAAAUCCGCCCAAAAAACGAGGCGUAACAAUGAGGAUCGUUAGCAGAGACAGGAAAGGGAGAGAUGAAACUGAAAAACCUAUCAAAUCGGCCAUGAAAAAGACAGCAAAGAAAGGCUACGGCGGAUUGCUAACGCCCAUCGACCCUCUGGAUUCCGCCAAGAUCGUGUCCACUGCUUCAGCCAAACUCACCUACCUCAUGGAUCAAAUUAGUCUGCAUUACGUCGCAGAGAAAAUUCUUGUGUUCUAUGAGUCUGAAAACACUGCUUAUUACAUUGCUCAAGCAUUGGAAUGCAUCGGUGUCAAACAUCUCAUUUAUGCUAAAUCUCUCUCCGCUCAUCGAAGAGCUCAGUACGUGGUGACUUUUAAUGGAAGUUCCCUGUUCCGCGUUCUCCUGAUGGAUGUCUCCCAGGCUGCUUUUGGACUCGACAUGUCUUCCGCAUCUCGUGUCUACUUUGUCAACCCAGUCUUCUCACCACAAAUCGAGGCACAAGCAGUGAAGCGAGCACAUCGUAUCGGGCAGUCCAAACCAGUCUUUGUGGAGACACUGGUGUUGAAGGGUAGCAUUGAGGAAGUGAUGAUGCGACGACGAGCAGAGAUGAGCACCGAGCAGCACUCGAAGUGCAAGAAUCUUCUAGAUGAUGACAAUAUGUAUGAGUGGGUGCGCAGUGUUAAUAUCGAGAGGCUCUUUGAGAUUGGAGAGGAUGUGGGGGAGACUGAGCAGAUGGAGAAGUUGAAGAGGAGCCAGAAGGUGUUUGGGAGGGGUGCGGGUACGAGUAGUGCGGUUCAUGAUCCGGAUGAAGACCUGAUUUUGCAUGAUGGACAUGAGCAAGGGAAUAAAGAUGAAGUUGAGAUGGAUUUGUAGAAGGUUUGCGGGUACAUUUGGUCGAAUCGGGUUUGGUAUAGAGUAUGCUGGGGCGUCUGGGUUGAAUUUGGCGUUUUUGGUGGUGCCAUGUGGGGGGUCACGGCUGAUAUCCUGGAAUCAAUUUUUCAGCAGACGUAAAUGGGAGUCAAACAGCCAUCGUAUGGGUUGAAAUUGGGAAUUUGGCGUUAAUGGGCAAUGGAGGGAUAACUGGGGAAAGCGAAGAUACCCAUGAAAAGCUUAGAGUAUUCUCCGUAUAGUAUCUGGUAUGUAGAACAAGAGAGGCAGAUAGCCACAUAGAUGACAAGCAACAGAUACUAAAAUUCCAGAAAUCAUUACAUCCCGUCUUAUGAUUUGUAGAGCUAGGACUUCUGGAGGAGUCCAUAUCGCAGGUGAAAAUUUCGACAAGAU
Molecule: messenger RNA, 5297 nt
Organism: Hymenoscyphus albidus
Lineage: Eukaryota; Fungi; Ascomycota; Leotiomycetes; Helotiales; Helotiaceae
Source: the annotation of a GenBank genome assembly